Molecule: messenger RNA, 723 nt
Organism: Psilocybe cubensis
Lineage: Eukaryota; Fungi; Basidiomycota; Agaricomycetes; Agaricales; Agrocybaceae
Exons: 4
Coding region: 1-723 (240 amino acids)
Source: RefSeq, a predicted model, not a curated record
AUGUUAUUGAACACUAUCUUGAAGAGUGGACUCACACUCGUAUUGUGCUUCUUGAGCUUCGGCGCCGAAGCUGCAUCCACCGCUCCCGGGACAUCUCCGUCUGCACCGAAAUCCAAAUGUGCAGACCCCAAGCUAACUGCUAGAUAUGUGACCUUCUGGGAUGCCGGUCGCACCACGCACGUAGUCGACCAACGCUGGCAAUUCGUCAACAACGUUGUACCGGCCAAUGCUGGGGAAUGGACUUUCCAAGGGGACAAUUUUUGCGCCUGGCCAUCGGCGGAGGACUCCACAGUCCCAGUGUAUUUAUUUAUCAACCCUUCUACAUUGGACUAUCAGUAUGUUCUCUCCACGGACGGCUCUGUCCCCGCGCCAAGUGGACUUGCGAACAAUGGUAUUAGGGCAUACAUGUACGCAAAGGAGAAAAAGGACUGUGGAACUGUCCCACUGUACGAACUUUCAAAUCCUAACGUCGGUGAUCACUGGUACACUAUUUUUGAGCGGGAGAGGGAUUCCCUCCUUGCUUUGGGAUCUGGGUGGGUUGAUGAAGGCAUCUUUGCUCAUGUGCUUCCUUUGAAGCGUAGACUGCAACUCCAGGCCCCGGGAAGCUCCCCUACAGGCGUAUCCCCGCCGGACCCAAAAUAUUUGUCUGAAAUCCGCGAGAUUUUGGGUCUCCAAUCCGCGAAACCGGACGGUCAUUUUGCCAAGACCUUCCUAUUUAGGUAA